Sordaria macrospora k-hell is the source of this 1791-nucleotide messenger RNA. RefSeq lists its product as uncharacterized. Lineage: Eukaryota; Fungi; Ascomycota; Sordariomycetes; Sordariales; Sordariaceae. The record is from RefSeq and is a predicted model, not a curated record. Gene Ontology annotation, biological process: protein N-linked glycosylation. Gene Ontology annotation, molecular function: alpha-(1->6)-fucosyltransferase activity.
AUGCCACCUACUCUCGACUUGAGUAGGACGAGACACUCCAAAAUGAUUAUCUCUCCGCCCCGAAUCAACCUGCGGAGGGCAGCCUCCUACCACCACGACAAGGGCCCCCUCUCUGCGACAUCUUCCCGUUUCAACUUCGACCACCUCAUGUUCUCUCCUCCCCCGUCACCAGGCCUACCAUCGCUCUCGCCACCGCUGCGCAAACCGUCCAAAGGAUUCGCGGGAUACGUCCGGCCCAGGAGGGUUGUCCGUUACAUCCUGUACACAUGUGGACUCAGCCCGGUGCUUGCCUUCCUCUCUCGGCCGUAUGACCACUCCCUAGUGUCACGAGCCGACCUACCAGAUCACCCCGCUCCCAUUGUGUUGACCGACUCGCGGGGCAGGACCAGCUGGACAGUUUCGAUACCUCGAGGGUCGGGGUUCCCUCUUACCGCCGAACAGUUUGCGGACGUUUGUGAGAAGUGCCGGGAGACGGCGGAGCGGGUGCAGCAGCAGCGAUCACAGAAAGACAGUAUACAACAAACAUAUCUGGGGUUUCUGUCUGAUACGACGGACUCUCACUUUAUCGACGUGAAGGAGGCCCAGCAGGCUGGGUACCUACCUGCACCCGGAGACCAAGCGCAAAACGCGGUGAGGACUCUAGUUGGGGAAACCGUAGAAGGGGGGAUACCGAAACCUGUCUGCGAGAAAAGCUUGACGUUUGUUCUCGAGUCAGACGAUGCCGGGUUAGGGAAGACUUUGAUGAUGCUUUGGACAGCCUACGGGCUAGCGCAGAAAGAGGGCCGCGCCUUUUUCAUCGACGACAGCCGCUGGGGCUAUGGGAAGUAUAUGGAAAUCUUCCAGGCGCCACCCCGCGAGGACUGCGGACCACCCCCAAGACACGAGAUGCUUCCCUGCCCGCUCGAAGCCCGCCACCUGGUCGUUUCCACCUGGACCGCCAUCGACGUUCUCGGUGAGGCGCUUGUGGGCGGCUCAUCGGACGACCCGCUAGAGCGCCUAGAACCGGCCGCCCAAAAGAAGAUGUUCAACCUCGCCCGCCUCGGCCACGACGCUCUCUUCCGCCUCAAUAAAGACGAUAACGUCUACGUCGACAACCGCGUCCGCGACCUCAUGGCCAGGCGGAUCGUGCCCAAGACCAAAGGAAAACAAAAAGGCCUGGCGAUCGGCAUUCACGUCCGCCGCGGCGACCGACACCCGUUCGAGUUCCAGUACCGCUCUUCCUACAUGCCCAUCAACAUCUACGCCGAAACCGCGCGGGAGAUACUCGAAGACAAAUUCAACCACACGGGCCCGCACGGCGCCGAGGACGCCGUCGCCAAAAAACACAGCCUCAUGAUCCUCGCUUCGGACGACCCCAUGAUCUACCAAGCCUCGGAGCUAAAGGGCGCAACCCUUGCGCAGGAGCGCAUUAAGCUCGCCGCCAAGCAGGAGAUGAAGCAGCCGGAGCUGGACAGGAACGUGAUGCACAAGUUCCACGACGAGGCGUUCGGCUGGGAGGGCGGGUUUUUCUCGGCCAUGUUCUGGAACCUGGGCCAGUCCAGCUCGAGCGCGGACGUGGAGGCUCACAAGAAGAGUCCGUCGGCGGACGCGAUCCGGCUUAGGAGCCUGGUGGGCCGCGCGUACAUGAUGGACUUGGCUGUGUUGGCGGACGCGAGCGAUGUGGUGAUUUGCACGGUCAGUGCGGUGGGGUGUAGGCUGUUGGCGAUCAUGAUGGGCUGGGAGAGCGCGAUGGAGAAGGGGAAUUGGGUGAAUAUUGAUGGGGGGUAUGGGUGGAGGGGCGUUUCUUCGUGA